AUGGACACAUACGGACGCGAAUUUGUUUUUGUAUAUCCGCCGAAUAAUAGUGGAUCUAUCGGGAUGGAAGCUACAUUAAGUAUUAUCAAUCCGAACACAAAGCAAAGUGCAAAUGUCAUCGUUGAAUAUCCUGAAUUUGAUACUAAUGGUGAUAAUAUUACAACAACACGACAUACCGCAAGUUUGGUUGUCAAAGUACUCAGCAGUGUCCUGUUCAAAUUUAAUGAGUCAGUGAUUUUGAAUAACAUCAAUGAUGGUUUGCAUUCAUACGUAGAUGCCCGAAUUGUUGUCCACUCCACCAUUCUAAUCACUCUUAUAGCACAUAAUGUAGAUAUCAGUGGUGCACGCGACAGCUUCCUUGUGUUACCAAUAUCAAUGGCUGGAAAUCAUUAUGCAUUUACACUUCCACCAUCAUCAGCGUUAGGUUCAACGAUUGUUUAUUUUCUGCCAGUGAAAGCUGAACAUAAUCAGUAUGUUACAAUUAAUUCGAUUCGCAGCACAUCCACUUGUUCUUGCAAACAUACUGUACAAGUAGGUGAAAUGUUGGCAUUCAGUUCAUCAGAGGAAAGUAUAACUUUAUGGGCACAUAGUAACUUCACAUUCGUUAUUGUUGCCGCUGUACGUAGACUGCCAACAGCAAAAGGAUCAAAUGUAUUCGAUUUCGGAUGCUUUAUGCCAAGCUCAGUACCAAUAACGGGCUGCGAUAAGUUAAAAGAUAACUACGUAAUGCCACUGCUUACUGGGAAACAUCACUUGCUUACACCGCUAUCCGUAGAAUGCAAAUCAGUGGAAAUUUCAAUUCAUGGUUCGAAUAAAAUUGUGAAGACAAAGCGCCUGAUAUCCACUUUUCCUGAAGCAACCAAUUCUAUAGUACUUGAUGAAUAUGGAAAUACGGCCGCAAUAAGUACUACAACAGUGUUAAAUGUGAUUCGUUAUGGUGGAUACAAUGUUGGGACACUAAAUUAUGAGGAAGGUGGAUACCUAGAUGAAGUACCAGCCAUUUCACAAUUCAUUUCCGGAAUGAUUCCGGUUAUUAUACCCAGCGACAGCAAUCAAGUUACUGUGAUAGCAGACUAUAAAGCAAUGUCAAGUGCUUUCUUUGAUAGUGAGAUUAGCUUAUCAUUUGCUGCACUACCAUUUUUAAAUGGUUCACUAUAUUAUUCAUCCGGCACUGUAUCCCCCGGUUUUCACUUCUUCUAUGCCGAUGGUCUGUAUAUUAUUUUUAUUAGCGGUCGCAUGAAUAACAGCGCUUAUGGAUUUGUCCCGGCUUUCAACAGUCGAAAAGUUGUCAAGAUAGAUUCUAUUACACGUGAGUCAUCUGGACUUUCAUUAUUUUGCUAA
Messenger RNA from Brugia pahangi, 1341 nucleotides. The record is from the annotation of a GenBank genome assembly. Lineage: Eukaryota; Metazoa; Nematoda; Chromadorea; Rhabditida; Onchocercidae.